Molecule: messenger RNA, 3360 nt
Organism: Nilaparvata lugens (brown planthopper)
Lineage: Eukaryota; Metazoa; Arthropoda; Insecta; Hemiptera; Delphacidae
Exons: 6
Coding region: 254-1117 (287 amino acids)
Source: RefSeq, a predicted model, not a curated record
UCUCAGUUGAUGUCCGCAAAUUGGACUGUUUGGUUGUGAGUCGAGUGCGGGUCAAACGAACCAACAAACUCUCAAUUGAUAAGUACUUUCUGCCACUUUAUAGAAAGGAGUUAUAGAAUAACCUUGAGAACAAAUCCAACAUAUAAACCCCAUGAACAUAAUUCGCGAGUCAUAUUCACUAUGACCAUAGCAUGUUAAAAUUGUGUUCACAACUCACAAUAAGUGUAUAGUUACUGCAAAAAACAAAAAUACAAUGUACUUCGAGGGUAGACGAUUUGGAAAUAUCACGCCAUGGAUUCUGAUUAUACUUUUCGCUGAAAAUGAGGUUGGACACUGCUUGAAGCUGACUAACUUCGAAGUUCCGAGCCUGGCGGAGUAUGGCAGUUCGGUUACACUGACUUGCGAGUUUGACGUGGGUUCAGCUGCUCUGAACUCGGUCAAGUGGUACAGGGAUGAGCAUGAGUUCUUCAGGUUCGCACCCGAAAUUCAUCCCACUGACACUCAGAUAUUCCCACUGGACGGUAUCAACCUUGAUAAAAGUAUAUCCGAUCAGAACCAUGUCACUUUGAUGCAUCUUUCCUUCAGCAGUUCAGGAUCCUAUAAGUGCGAGGUUUCAACGGAUAUGCCUGAUUUUAAAAUUACUUAUAGGAGCAAAAAUCUAACUGUGAUCUCCUCUCCCAAAUGGGGUCCCAACAUCACUGGGUUGUCACCUUAUUAUGCAGCCGGACAAAUGAUAAAUGUAAACUGCAGUGUGGGUCUUUCUUAUCCAGAGCCAAGAAUCUUUUGGCAUAUAAAUGGGAGAAAGGUGGGAUGGCAUGAGUACGAUUUCAAAUUCCACAGAGAAGGAAUGCUAGUAUCUACUUGGUCAACUUUGAACUAUGGAACUGUCAUGGAUGAUUUUCAAAACAAAAAUAAAAUUGAGAUUCAGUGUGGAUACAUAUUGGGCGCUAUGAAUGUGACUGAGAAAAGCGUCAGCCUCACCAGUCGAUUGAUGUCAAAGAAUGUACAGGAGAGUGCGUUGCAAAGCCUGCAGAGUUCAGGUGUCGCAUGCGCCAGCCACACUCUGUAUCAAUUGUUGGCGAUGACGUGCAUUCUCCUCUAUCAAAACCAAUGGUGAUGUGACUUCUUUGGAUCAGUGACUGUGAGAAGUCGACUCAAUAUCUUUGCAUCAUCCCGUAGAUUGGAGGGUGAUCUGAGAUCUCGUUAUGACUGUGAUAUUAGAAUGUAGAAGAAUGUAUCAAAGGGACUCGAUACAGUUCGUGAUAAGCUAAUAUUAUUAACGGUGUAUUUAAUAUUCCUCAUGAAAGUAUCAUCAUCUCAAGCACCAUUGCCGACAAGUUUCACGCACUACCUGAUAAAGAUAAUGCAAAUGAAUGAAGAAAAUAUAAUUCUUCCAAAACAUUCCAACUAAUAAUCAUUCUCAUUGAACCACCACAUAGCUGAAAAUCCAUGAAUACUCAGAUUAAAGUAUAUAUUGCUUUUUCAAACGAUAUACCUUUCCAUGAAUGAUUUUUGUUUCUUUCGAGUUAAUUAUUUCUGAUGAUGAUUCCAACAUCUAUUUGGAAUAGGUAUGGCUUGUAGUUAUAUCCUAAUUAAGCCUAUAAGUAUUCCAAUUUCAUUUGUAUCAAUUAUAAUGAAUAAUGAAAUAUCAAGAAGAAUCCUUAUCGAGCUGAUGAAGUCAUUACAAAGAAAUUCUAAGAGAUUUUCAACAUAAUUUACUACACUCAUUUUUCUCCAACCAGUUAAUGAAUAUAUAUGACUGUGAUGAUUGAAAUUAUGGAUAGAGGAAACAAAUUGCGAAUUGUUAGCUAAUAACUGUUGCAUGAAAACGUUGUGUGUGCAAUAUUGUUGAUAAUAAUGAAAGGGUUGCAUGAGAGGGUAAAAGCUACAUGAACGCCCUUUAUUUCGAAUCUUACGACUGAAAGGUUGCAGUAAGCUAAGUAGAGGCUUAAUGGAAGUUGUGAGACCUUGUCCUCAUAUUUGGAAAAAGAUGAUAUUGUACAAAAAAUACAGCAUACCGUAAUUUUCUAAUUUUCAAAUAAAUUUGUAGUUGUACAUUACUGUAAGUGAAUACUACUUUUAAAUUUAUCAUGGAUGGAAGAUUACCAAUAAUUCUUUAAGUUCAAUUUAAAAACAGUAACGAAUUUUCUGUUUUUUCAAUAACACCCAAAUGUAUCAUAGGAAUGAGUCAUUAUUGGGAUUUUAUUUAUUCCACUCAGCCAGAUAUCGGUUAAAAAAGUCGUACAAUAAUAGAUGAUGAUCUUGAGGUUUGUCACUUUGAGCCAAAAAUAAUGAGAAAUUGAAUAAUUGUCAUUUUUCAAACUCAAAUUAGCUCCACUAUAAUUGCGUUUGUUAAGUAUUCAUAAAUUCUUAGUUAUCUAUGAGGCAAUGGAAUUCUAUCUAUAGGAUAAUUAAAGAUUAUCAAAUCAUUCGAAAAACGUUCUGAUUGCCUCUUCAUUAAAUCCUUUUACGAAGAGGUCCUCAUAAUAAGCUUAAGAGAUCAAACGAACAGUACAUCUUCAUUAAAUGCAAAAUGAAUUCUUGGAAACAAUAAUGUUGAUUGGGGUAUAAUGACGUCACGUCGAUCGGUGUAUUCGAUCAAUACAACCGUCCACUGAUAAGACUUGAACUCAUUGGAAAUGUGCUCAACCACUCAUAUUAUAUUUUAAAAGUAUUUAGUCCGUUCCCAAAUAAAGUCAAUUAGUGGCACAUAAUUGGAAAUUGUAGUCAGCAUGAUACUUCAGUUGAUUUGGUGAUGGUAUCAAAUUUGAUUUUGCUGGAAAACGAGUGUUGAGCUUGUGUUCAUUAUUAUCCUUUCCUGUUCACAUUUCAUUCAAUUCAAAGCUGUAGCUAUGAUAAAUUUCCAUAAACUCAGAAAUUCCCCAUUCUUUGCAAUGCUUUGGCCCAACUAGUCUAAUUGGUCAUGAAUCUAGGCUCAUCAGAUCCUGAAAAAACAGUUUAUAAGUUUCGAUUACAUAGAUAGUACCCUUAUACUGUAGGCUAUAUUUAAUUAUUUGAUCAACAUUGACAUAUGAGUAUCAAACUUCCUCAUUAAGAUGCUCGUCGGAUGUUUUGACUAAAUAAUGAUUGAACAAUCAUUUCUAGGUGCCAAAUUAUAGAUGAUUUCAAUUCAAAUUUCAAUGCAGAAUGAGUCGUUUGAAUGCUUUAUUAGCAGAUUCUCUCAUUCACUGUAAGUAUGUGUUUAAUUUUUUCUCCAUUCCAAAGAUGAUUGAACCACGGUAUUCAGAUGAAAUAUAAAUAUCUUCUUCUAUAUACCGUGGAUUGAACUAUCCAAUCGUAGCUCAUAGUGAACAACUGAUCAUGUAGUGUAUGGAAAUAUUGCCUAACCAAUAAAUUGUA